AUGCCUCGGAUCGUACUUGGGACUGGUGGCUUCGAAGGCCUGUCUGGAAAGGUGGGUAGAGCCGCUAUGCUGGCAGCCCUGAAGAUGGGGUAUCGUGGAAUCGACACGUCCGAGAUGAAUAGGAACUUGAUUGACAUCCGAUGGGCCUGCCAGCGAGCCGGUGUGGAUAGGAAGGAUCUGUUCCUGGUCUUGAAGAUACCUCCCUGGAGCCAUGGGUACGACGGGGUCCUUCAAUCCUUCCGCAGGCAGACCAGCCAGUUGCGUCUCGACUAUGUUGACCUGGUGCUGAUUCAAUGGCCACACGUCUGGUCCCUGGAGCAGCGCGACUGGGGUCCGGCACAAUGGAGCAAGGCCAACCAGACGAAAGCUUCCAUGCGCCGAGAAUCCUGGAAAGCCAUGGAAGAGCUUUUCAAUUCCGGCCGAGCCCGUGCAAUCGGAGUCAGCAAUCAUACAAUCGAUGACAUGGAGGCAAUUCUUCAGGGCUGCGCCGUCCCACCCAUGGUAAUGCAAGGAGAGUCCCAUCCGCACUGGCCAAACAGGCCGGUACGUGACUGGUGUCGGAAGCACGAAAUCAUUUUCCAGGGCUAUGCGCCCUUUGGAGGGCAAGAGACGGAUCAGAAUUCUGGGCAUCGCGCUGUUGACGAUGACGUGGUGCACUCCGUGGCCACGAGGAAUGGCCUAACCCCAUUUCAGGUUUGUAUGCAAUGGAACCAGGCACGCAACUCCAGCACCGUGGUCAAGUCAAAGAAUAUCUUGCACCUGCGCGAAAACCUGGCCGCUUGCAACCAGAGGUUAUGUGCCGCAGCAGAUUUGGGAAGAAUAGACGAGAGAGCAAAAGAAUUCUUGAAGUAUGGUCCCUGCUACUGGGGCCACAACGACAUGGACUACAUGCAUCCGUGGAAGGACGAGGAGAAGAUGCUGGAAUCCAUGUUCUCAGAUGGAGCCCUUGAAGCCG
Molecule: messenger RNA, 955 nt
Organism: Symbiodinium pilosum
Lineage: Eukaryota; Dinophyceae; Suessiales; Symbiodiniaceae
Source: the annotation of a GenBank genome assembly